ACAUUUCUCACCACCCCACCUGGCCACUGUCGGUUUCCUCCCGACUUGAUCGAGCUCCCCCCAGAUCCUCAGGCGACACGGGGACUAGCCUGAGGAAGCGUCAGGUUGAAGUCAAACAGCAGGUCCGUUGUAACAGAGACCCGUCGCCAUGGACCCUUCAGAGCUCCCAUCGCCGUACGAUAUACCAGGUGGCACCGCCGGAUUCGACGACGCGGAUGGACGGUCAGGAUUCCCUGGCUCGGUUCCGAUGUAUCCUCCUCCUCCGCAUCAUCAUCUUCCGUAUCACCAUCCAGUCCCGUUGGUUGAGGCCGAUCGGUACGCCGUGAAUUACGGCGUGCAUCCCGCCGCUCAUUCCGCCGCACAUCACGGCGUGAAUCACUCGCUAGUCGUGAAUGUGGAUGAGGAUGAUGAGGAGGAGGAGGGGGAGGAGGAAGAAGCGGCUCGACGUCGCGAUGCUGACGUGGCAGGGCGAGCGGAAGCGCAGAUUACGGAGGCGUCGAGAUACGAAAUCCCGCAAAACGCGGUAUCGCCUUUCGAGGCGUCUCAACUACAGCCGUACGGUUUCAGGUCUGAGUACGGUGUUAGGUCCGAGUACGGUUCGCAUGGCGCCAGUGACCCGCAUUCGGGGCCAAUAGCGGGGGUGCAUCAUCCGCACUUUCUAUACACGCACCCUCCUUAUAUGCACAUCCCGUUCCAUGCACAUCCGAAUGCUGGUUCCCCGGGACCCAUGCCUCUCCCAUACCACCCCUCGCGAUCUCUGGUUACAAGUUACAAUGCGGGUUACCACCAUCACGGUCCGCCGGCGCCGCCCCCGGCUCAUGUGAUGCAUCCUGGACCGUUGGAUCCGGUCAUGGGGAUUCAUCACCAUGGCACGAUGGAGCAUCCAGAAUCUUUGGAGCAUCAUCAUGGGUCCAUGGAGCAGGCAUCUGGUUCAUACGGGGAGAUAGGCAUGAGUCAUCAUUAUCACCACCACCACCAUCAGCACCAUCACCACCAUCACCAUCACCAUCCCGGCGUGGGGGGUAUGAUGGGGUUAGAUCCAUGGCCGGCGCGUUUACCGCCGCAGAUGGCGCCGCAAAUGGCGCCCCCAUUACCAGAGCACUUGAUGCUGGAAUCGGGCCAGGAGUGUGGGCCCGAUGCUGACGUGGCGUUGAGGCAAGAGAGGGAGCGUGAUGUGCUGGCAGCGGAGACAGAAGCUGAAGUGGUGGUUGAUGCAGUGGGGUAUGACUAUAUCGAGGAUGAGCAUCAAGCCCCGGAUCAGGGACUCGUUAUAAGACAGAACGUGCAGGACGCGGACGAAUUCAAGCAGUUAGAAAUGCAAGUAGAGAGUCAAACUAAUUCGGUAGAGGGCGGAGCGCCAGCUCAGGUGCAGGGGCACAGGUAUAUCUUUGAGGCAUCUCAAAAACAAGUGCAAGUGCCGGGGCACGGGUAUAGAUACGCCCAUGCGCAUGUGCAAAGGAGUGAGCAGGACUUGUACGAUACAGAGCCUAUAACGGAGCACGGGGAUGGGGGUGCGGAUGGGGAGGGGGAGGGGGAGGGGGGGGCGGAGGGGGGGAAGGAGCAGGCGGGCGGGCAAGGGGAGGAUAUUGAGCUUAGAAUAGAGGUCGAGGGGGAGGGGGACGAGGGGAUUCAGGGGGAAGGGGAUGCGGAAAGGGAAGGGGGAGUGGUGGGGGAAAGGGGAAUGGAAGACGAAGGGGGAAAGGAGGGGGGAGGAGGAAUGGAGGGGGAAGAGGGGCCGGAGAUUGACCUGGAGAUUGUAAUGGGAGAUGCUGAGCUGGAUGACGCGGAGAUAUUCGUGGAACAGCUGGCCGCUGACGUGGCGAACGCUCACGCACCAGAUGUCCACGUGGCAGGCGUUCAGUGCGACGCCUUGCACGAGGAUGUAUCUGUGCCACGGUAUGUUACAGGGUUACCAGACGGCGAGGCUAAUGCGAGGGAGGCUCCGGCAGUAGAGGAAAGUGGCUUGAGGAAAGGAAUAGCAGGAACACAGGUAGCACCUGAAGCAGCAGAAGAACGGGUAACACCUGAGGGAGGUUCUCCUGAAUUUGCAGGAGAGGGAGCGCUGGUUGGGCAAGACUUUGCAGCUGUGCAGGGACAGCAGAAUAUAGCAGUGCAGCAGCAAGGAGAGGCAGGGAGGAGAGCGGCCGUAUUCACGGUUUUAGCCGCAGAUGUGGAAGCAGAAGCGGGACCAGCUGUAGCAUCAGCAGCCGUAGAGGUGGUAUCGUCAGCAGCAGCAGCUGUAGCAGCAGCAGAAGCGGCGGUGGCGGCAGCAGCGGCAGAAGCAGCUGCUGAGGCAGUAUCGCCACCAGCCAUAGUCUCAGCUGCUCCAGAAGCAGCAUUGGCAGAGCCAGAUGUGCCAGUAAUACAUGCUCCUCUAGAGGAUGCGCCAAUAAUAAACGAGCCUUUAGCGGACGCGCCAAUAGCAGACGUGCCUGUGAACGACGUGCCAGUACACAGAGAGAAGGUGCAGGAUGGGCCAUUGGUAGAGCAGUCAGGUACGAGCUAUGGCAGGCGAGCGGCUUCUGAUUUACAGGCGGAAAGAGUGGCGGCUACCCACUCACGAGCAGACAAACGAGCAGUCCCUCUUCCGCGAGCAGACAGAACACGGAUAUUCGAUUCCCAGGCAGUAGUUGCCGGCACAGUGGAGCAUGCCAUGGCUGUGGCUGGAAGAGAGAAAUCCGCAGUUGUGGCGGCACGAGAUAUGGAGCAAUCGGCGGUUGCGGCGUCUCAAAGCACAGGAGCGGGGCUGGCUUGUGCGGUUGAGAGGACUCCUGAGUCGGCUCGACCGGAGUCAGGCACAGGUGAUGGCAGCGAGAGAGGGGGAGAAGAAGGAGCGGAGGGGGUAGCACCUGCAGUGGCAGAAGAAGCAAUGGCAGUCUCGGCAGCCCCCAGACGUGAAGGGCUAAGAACAGCAGCUGUGGUUGGGGUAGAGGGACGAUUGGCAUUAGACAGGGGGGCAGCCGCUCCUACUGCUGCUGCUGGAGCAACAGAAGCAACCUCAAGAGCAGAAGUUGCAGUGGGAGUAACAGCAGCAAUGGUUGGGACGGAGCGUGUUAUGGGAGUGAUGGUUCCAGUGGCGCUGCCAGCAGCAACGCCACUAGCGGUAGCAGCAGCAGCAGCACCCGCACCACCACCAGUAGCAGCAUCAGCACCAGCAGCAGAAGCAGCAGCAGCCGCAUCACCAGCAGCAGCAUCACCAGCAGCAGCGGCACCACCACCACCAACAUCACCAGCAGCAGCAGCAGCAGCAGCACCACCACCACCAACACCACUGUCACCACCAGCAGAGGCACCAGAAGCAGUACCGCUACCAGCAGCGGCAGCAGCAGCAGCAGCAGCAACACUAUCGUCAAUACCAGCACCCGCGACACCAGCGGCAGCAAUGGCAGCAACGGCAACAGCAGCACCUGUAGUAGUGCCACUAAGCAGUGCCCCUACUGGCGUGUCUUUGACGCUUCACACAACAUCAGCACUAGCACCACUACCAGCACCAGCGGCAGCAACGGCAGGGACGGUAGCAACGGUAGCACCACUACCAGCACCAGCGGCAGCAACGGCAGCGACGGUAGCAACGGUAGCACCAGUACCAGCACCAGCGGCAGCAACGGCAGCGACGGUAGCAACGGUAGCACCAGUACCAGCACCAGCGGCAGCAACGGCAGCGACGGUAGCAACGGUAGCACCAGUACCAGCACCAGCGGCAGCAACGGCAGCGACGGUAGCAACGGUAGCACCAGUACCAGCACCAGUGGCAGCAACGGUAAUGGCAGCAGCCGCAGCAGCACCAGCAGCACGAUCACCACUACCAGCACCAGCAGCACCAGUGGCAGCAACAGCAGCAGCAGUACUAGUAGUAGCGCCAUUAAGCACAGCCCCGAUGGUUAUGACUUCUACACUUGAAGAAACCUCCACGGCAGCAACACUAUUGCCACUAGCGGCACCACCGGCACCACCGGCAGCAAUGGCAGCAAUGGUAGGACCAGUACUGGCACCAGCGGCAGCAACGGCAGCAGCAGCACCAGCAGUAGCGCCGCUAAGCACAGCCCCAAUGGUCGUGACUUUUCCACUUGACAAAGCUGUAGUAGAAGUGCCGAGCCUAACCACAGCGGUGCCGAGCCUAACCACAGCGGUGCCGAGCCUAACCACAGCGGUACCGAGCCUGACAGCACCGAAGGCAAGAGGAGCAGUAGCACCAAAAGCAACUGCAGCAGCAAGAGCAAAAGCAGUUACAAAAGUAAAAGCAGCAGCAGGCUCGAUGGCAACAGCUGGGGUAGUAUCAGCACGACAGGAAGGAGGAGGAGGAGGAGGAGCAGCAGCAGCAGCAGGAGGCAUAUCUGCACUGGGUAAAUCUGCUGCAGCUAUGGUUGCUAGAGCAGGGCCGGCCCCCCAAGUAGGAGGGAUAUGCAUAUCUGCACAAGGAAGGUUCGCUGCAGCUGCAGUAGCUAAUGCAGCAGCACCCCAAGUAACGCUUGCUGCAGGUACACUAUCUGGGACAGUUUCUAGUCCAAGCGGGGCGGUUUCAACUGCAGCAUGGCCCGUUUCAACUGCUCACGGGACAGUUUCAAGUGCAGCUGGAACGGUUUCAUCUGCAAUUGCAACUGUUCCGGGUCAGAAGAUGACACCUGAGGAGCUGGAAAUUGACAUGAGGGAUUUCCUGAGCAACAGAGCCAGGUGGGGCCAGGUGGAGAAGGGAGGCGCGUCCAUUGCCCACCUGAGAAUCUACCUGAGGGGUCUGCGGCGAGAAGGCGACCCAAAACUAGAGCAUCUACAAGACAUGUUUCUGGCCCACGGGCUCACUCUAGAGGACAUCAAACUGGAGAUGCUCUCAGUGGUGCAGCUCUUCGCCACUCUAGUCAGCCCGGUGCGCACAGGCGCCAAGAACAAGCCCAAGCUUCUCACUAUCAUAGCCACUUCUGAGCCUUGGAACCGCCCCCACGCCAUGGAGAAACGCCUGGCUGCCGCGGCGAUCACCGGGCCUGUCCCGGGCCUGCCGCCGGAGCUAGCUGCCGCGGCUGCGGCGCAGGUUCGGGUGGGCGAGGAGGAGGUUCGACGGUAUGGGGGGAUGUUGGAGCGGUUUCUGGGGAGUCCUAGGGAGUGGAACCUGGUGGAUCACAGGGGGGAGUUUCAGUUCAACGCUAUAUUUGCGUUUCUGCGCAAGGCGCAUGUGUGCGAGCCGCUGCUGCUGCAGCACUACCAGGGGCUCUUCUUCGCUCACUUCCUGACGCUCUACGACCUCCGGGCAUGCAAGAAGUGGGUGCUGAUGCUGCUGGCGCUGCUGCUGGGGUUCUCUGGCCGCCUGGACGAGCUCAAGAAGAAGGACCUCGUGCAGGCCAUUGCUUCCACUGAUGCAUGGAAGGAGUAUGACACGCGGCGCGAGGCGGGUCAGAAUAAUAUGCCUAAUGGCAGGGAGGACCCUAGUGGUGCAGGGGAAGGGCUUGAGAGUGUCAGGCCACUCGGAGUCGGAGUGGAAAGGUUUCAAACGGAUGGGGCCUUGGAAAUGGACGAGGGGAGCCGGGCUGCUGGGGGGGCAGCAGAGCCAGGAGGAGCAGCAGGAGCAGGAGUAGCAGGAGCAGCAGGAGCAAUAGGAGCAGCAGCAGGAGUAGCAGGGCAAGAAUCCGGGGUUGUAGCAGACAGGGGAAGCACACAUGCAUGUAUCCCUGCCGCUGCCGCUGCUGCCCCUUAUCUUCCUCUCCCUGUUCCUCCCACCACUGCCAUCCCUGCCACUUCUCAUGCCACCACUGCUCCUGCCUAUGCCACUGCAGCUAAUGCCCCUGCUAAUGUCACACCUUCUACUAAUGCACUUGCUAAUAAUGGUACUACAGCUAUUGUUUAUAAUGCUACUGUCCCUGCCGUAAAUGGGGCUACUUCUAGAAAAAGGUCCGCACCAGGGAGGAUUCGGCCAAUCAAAUGCGCCCGUCUGCUGCCGGCCUCCCGCCAGGACCGGUCGGCGUUCCUCGUCCGCGUGCGGCAGGUGGGGGAGGAGGAGCUGGGCGGCGUGCUUCGGCAGUUUCUGGAGGACCCAAAGAACUGGGCGUGUGCGCUGAAAGGGGGCGUGGUUGUAACGAGACUGGGGAAGUUUAUAAGGGAGAUGGCGGAAAAAGAUCCGAAGAUGCUAGAGCCGUACCAGCAGGCCUUCUUCGCCCACGGCAUAGGCUUGGACGAGCUGAGGCGGGAGAAGCGCACGGCUCUGGAGCUGUUUGCAUACCUCUUGGGAGUCACCGGCAACAUGCGCGCAUGGAAGAAGCACCGAUUGCUCAAGAUCAUAUCCGAUAUGCCAGCCUGGCAGAUUCACGUGACGCGAUUGGCUGAGAUGGGCGGGUGGGGAGGGGGAGGGAAGGGGAGGUGGGGGGGGAGGAAGGGUGCUGGUGGGGGGGAGGAUAAGGGGGAAGGAUAUGGGUUGGGGGGCGGAGAGGGGGAGGAGGACGAGGAAGGGGAGGAGGAAGAUGAUGAGGAAGGAGGGGAGGAAGGAGGGGAGGAGGUGAAUGAGAGAGAGGGAGGGAUGGAGAGUGCAGGGGGAGCAGUAGCACUUGCACCAGUAGCAAAUGGGUCUGCUUUUGAGUCGACUCAAGAGCAGGUGAAUGAGGGAGAGGGAGUGGGAGUGGUAGAGAGUGCGGGGAUAAAAGUAGCACUAGCACGAGUAACAAAUGACGCAUGCGUUGCAGCAACGAGACCAUCUGUAGCAUCAGGAUUGAAACAUGUAGCAGAAGCAGAAGCAGCUCCAGAUGCUGUCGCCGCUGCACCAGCUGUAGCAGCAGCAGCGCCAGCUGUCGCACCAGUAGCGGCGGUGGGGAAUGGAGCAGCAGGAGCAUCCGUAGCAUCAGUAGCUGCAGCAGCAGCCGCAGCGGCAGCUGUAGCACCAGCAGUACAGGACGGAUCAGCAACAGCGGGGAUAUCUGCAGCAGCAGCAGCAGCAAGAUUCUUACCUACUGUAGCAGAAAUAGUGCCAAUGGUGUGGUCUGUAGCAGGAGAGUUCAUGCCAUCUGUAGCAGCAGGAUCCGUGCCGGCUGUAGCAGAGCCAGGAGCAACAGGAGGGAGUGCGGUGGCGGCUGUAGCAGAGGCAGGGGCAGCAGAGGCAGCAGGGCAGGGUGGGGGCAGCAGGGACAAAGGCCGGAGGUGGGAGUGGGUGGAUGGGUGGGGAGAAUGGAAAGGGCGAGGAGAGGAGAGGGAUGAUGAAGGGGAGGAUGGGAGGAGUGAGGGAAGAGAGGGAAGUGCAGAGGGGGGAGGAGGAGGAGGAGGAGGAGGAGGGCGAGCCUUGAGUUAUUCUCUGGAGCCACGAGCCACGUGGUUAGAAGAGCUGCCUCUGAAUGGUUCCCUCGUGAGAGCUACUUCUGCUCGCUGUCUCCCAAUAGCUGGCCUGGUGCACUGGCAGAGGAGGACGACUCUCCAGGCCAAGGCUUUGCAGACAGGGGAGAAGGGGGAGGGGAAAGGGGAGAAUGGGGAGGAGGGGCGGAGAGGGGAAGAAGUUGAGGGGAUGACGCAGGAAGGGAUUUGUGAUCUGAUCCACUCAGCAGGCUCGGCUGAAGCGGUUGAGAUGGAUGCUCAAGAGAGGGAGGCUCAAGAGAGGGAGGCUCAAGAGAGGGAGGCUCAAGAGAGGGAGGCUCAAGAGAGGGAGGCUAUGGAGAUGGAUCCUAUAGCGAAGUGUGUGUCUCCCUUGACUGUGGGAGCAACUGCAGCAAUAGCUGAAGCAGCAGCACCGCCACUAUUACUAGCAGCACCUUCAGAUGAAACGCCUCCUGCACCAGCACCAGCACCAGCACCAGCACCAGCACCAGCACCAGCAGCAGCACCAGCACCUGCAGCAACAGCACCAGCAACAGCACCAGCACCUGCAGCAACAGCACCAGCACCUGCACCAGCACCUGCAGCAACAGCACCAGCAACAGCACCAGCACCUGCAGCAACAGCACCAGCACCUGCAGCAACAGCAGCAGGACUACUGCAGCCACUACUGCCACGAUCAGCAGCUUCACUCGAAACACCAGAUGCAGCAGUAGCAGUAGCAGUAGCACCACCACCACUACCACUAUCAGCACCAUUGGACGCAGCAUCACCUGCAGCGUCAGUCGCACCUGCAGCAGCAGCAGCAGCAGCAGCAGCAGCAGCAGCAGCAGCAGCAGCAGCAGCAGCAGCAGCAGCAGCAGCAGCAGCAGCAAUGGCAGCACCAGCACCAUCGCCACAGCUGCCGCCAGUGCCAUUACCACCACCGCUUCAAAGCGAUUCAGCUGCAGCAGAAGCUGCAGAAGCAGCAGCAGCAGAAGCAGGAGCAGCAGCAGCAGGAACAGUAGCAGCAGCGGCACAUGAAACCAAACCAGCAGCUGUCGCCGAACCAGCAGCAAUCGCCGAACCAGCAUAUGAAACUGAGCCACCACUGGUAGUUGAUACCACACGGGAUUUGUCUACAAGAGGCACAAGAGCGCCAGAGGCUAGAGCAGCAGAGGCUUUAGCGCUAGAGGCUGUCGCAUCAGAGACCAUUGCGAGUGGUGCAGUGGCCUUAACAAUUGGUGCAGUGGCCUUAACAAUUGGUGCAGAGGCUUUAGAUGGGAUUUCAGAGGCUCUAACAAGUGGUGCAGUGGGGUUAUCAGGGGUUGCAAUGGCACCUGCAUCCCUCCUUAUCCCAGCAGCAGCAGCACCGGAAGCAGCAGCAGCAGCGCCAGCAGCAGCACCAGCAGCAGCUCUUGCAGCCAUCCCUAUCCCAGCACCACCGCCAGCAGCACCACCAACACCAGCAGCAACAGCUGCAAGAGCAGAAAUUCUGCCUCCCCCAAGGCACCUGGUUGCACCUAUGGCAGCAUCAGCAGCAGCCCCACCACCAGCACCACCAGCAGCAGCAGCAGCACCAGCAGCACCAGCAGCACCAGAAGCACCGGCAGCACCGGAACCACUGGCAGUACCAGUAGCACCAGCAGCACCAAAGGCAGUGUCGUUUCAAGAGCUCAUUUUUGCCGAUGGGAGUCUGGAGGAAGAGGAAGAGAGGCUCGGCCAGCUCUGGGAGGAGAGGGAAGACCCGUGUGCUGAUGAAGGGAGGGAUUGUGGAGGGAACGAGGGGGGGUGUAUGGGUGAUGGGCCAUGGCUAGUCGAGCCAGCACUACAAGCAGAGGACGAGGAGACGGGUGCGGCAGUGGCUUUGGCUUUAGGGGCCUGUCAAGAUGCGCUGGGGGAAUCUUCAGGAGCAAAGGAGUCACGAGUGGCAUUUGAGUCGUCACUACCAGCAGAGGAGGACGAGGAGACGGGAGCAGUGGCGGGUCUCUUUCUGGAGUUUGCGAGGGACCCGGCAGAGUGGGGCCUGGCGGACGCUCAGAGCAGAGCCAAGGUGCCUCGCUUCUUCCGCUUCCUCAGGCACCUGCAAAGAAUAGGCUCGCCCCUACUCAAGGCCUAUCGGGAGAUCGUCUUAUCCCACGGCUUCACCUCCCCUCAACUCCUCAACGUGAAGAAGCAGUCGCUCAUGCUCUUUGCCGCGCUCUUCGGCUAUCGGAGGCAGCUGGACGGGAAGAACAAGGGGCAGUACGCCGCUAUCAUCACCAAAUCCGCUUUUUGGAGAGAGCCGGGGGAGGGACAGGGACAGGGGCACGGGCACGGGCACGGGCAGGGGCCGAUUGCUGCGGUAAAGCUAGCAAGUGGCUUGUUGGGCGGGGAAAGAGAGCGGACACAGGAGGGGCCGCAGCAGGGGGAAAGGGCAGCACAAGGGUGUGCGUGUACUGGUGCUGUGAGUGACGGAGGGGAAUCAGGUAUGGGCUGUUUGGGCUCCUUUGUCUCAGAAGCCAUGGGCACUACGUUUAUCCCUGUGCAUGCUCCCUGUGAGUUUGCCGCUGCUGCGGCUGCUGCUGGUGGUGGUUCUUUACCACCAGAUGUGGCAGCGGCUGCAGCAGCAGCAGCAGCAACAGCAGGAGCAGCAGCAGCAGGAGGAGGAGCAGCAGCAGGAGCGGGUGUGGCAGAAGCGGCAUCAGAAGGUGGAGGAGGAAAAGCGGGUGAUGGGCCGGGGACGAGAGGCGGGCUGAGAUGGAUGAAAAGACACAUCCGAGUGCAGCAGGUGAGUGAGGGGGCAGAUGCAGUCACUAUGGAAAUACCAUCAGCUGCAACACGAGCAGCAGCAGCACCACCACCAGCAGCAGCAGCUGCAGCAGCUGCAGCAGCAGCACCAGCAGCUGCAGCAGCUGCAGCAGCAGCAGCAGCAGCAGCAGCAGCAGCAGCAGCAACAGCAGCAGCACCAGCAGCAACAACAGCAGCACCAGCACCAGCACCAGCAGCAACAGCAGCAACAGCAGCAGCAACAGCAGCACCAGCAGCAGCAGCAACAGCAGUUCCAGCAGCAGCACCAGCAGCAGCACCAGCAGCAGCACCAGCACCAGGAGCACCAGCAGCAGCAGCACCUGCAGCAGCAGCACCAGCAGCACCAGCAGCACCAGCAGCAGCAGCAGUAGCAGCAGCAACAGCAGCAGCAGCAGCAGCACCAGAAGCAGCAACAACACGAACAGCAGCAGCGACGCCUAUAGCCGCCCUAUCAGCUAGUGCUGCUCCGGCACCACCUUCAGAAACCACUCUGUAUGCAGCAGCCCCAGCACCCAAUGUAUCCACAGCCACUGCAACAGCAUUAGAAUCUCUUGCAGGCACUGCACCGGCGCCUAAUGCUGCAGCGGCAGCACCAGCACCCGGUGUUGCCACUGCUGCAUCAGAAUCUAUUGCACACACUGCACAAGCACCUACUGCCACCAACCCCCCUCCCUCACUUCCCACUGCCACCAACCCCCCUCCCUCCCUUCCCACUGCCACCAAACCCCCUCCCUCACUUCCCACUGCCACCAACCCCCCUCCCUCCCUUCCCACUGCCACCAACCCCCCUCCCUCACUUCCCACUGCCACCAACCCCCCCCAUCAGGGUCCUCCUGUCCCUCCCCUAGUGCCAUCUUCCCUCCCUUGUGUCCCUCACUCCUCUUACCCCAUCUCUUCAGCUCUCCCCCCACGAAAACGUUCGCUCUCAGAACUGCUGCUCCUGCAAACCGGAUGUAUCGCUACAGACCUGCAGGCUCGGCCCGAGCCUGAGCUCGAGCCUGUGCCUGAGCUGGAACCUGUGCCCGAGCCUACGCCCGAAGCUGCUUUUAAAUCGAGGGAGCAGGAGAGCGGGGGCAGGGAACAGAAUAGCAAGGGGAGAGAGGAGGAGGAAGAGACCGGUGGGGUGAAAAAGAGAAAAGGGGUGGAGAAGGGAGGGGAGGGGAAGAGGAGGAAGGGUGAUGGAGAAAGAAAUCGCCAGGAGGAAAGACCACUAGAGCUGGCAGAUAGAGGGUGUUCAGGAGACGGGAGGGGAGUGAAAAGGAGGCGGGAAGAUAUGAUGGAGAAUGAUCAUCACAGUGAUGAUGUUUAUAACGAGGAUGACUGCAUUUCUGAUGGUAGGGAUGGUGGUGGUGACUGCAACGUUGGGGGUGAUAAACACGCCGGGUGCUGCAAUAGGGGCAUCGGCAAAGGUGAUGCCUUAGAGAACGAUGGUGGUGGGGGGGACGCGAGUCCAGAGGGGAUUGGCUUUGGGGAAGGCCAUGCGAGGCAAGAUGGGCAGCAGAAGCAGUUGUUGGUGCAAGGCGUGACUCUUGGGGGGCAGGAAUGUGGGGGGGACUGGAUGGCAGUGCCAGACGGUGAGCUGCUUAGUGCUGUACGGGGGCACCUGAUAAAGGAGAUGGAGGUGUGUGCAGGUUUGAGUGACUGUAACGGGGGUGUGCGAGCACCCUGGUGGUGGCAACGGGUGGUUGGUGGAUGCAACUGGUCAGGAGCCUCAUCAGGUGCCCCCUCAGCAGCCUUUUCGGGUGUUCCCUCGAGAGAUGCAUCAGGUGUUCCGUCAGGUGCCAACCUCACGGCAGGUGCUCUGCUGCAGCUGGACAGGCUGUGUCAGGAGUCCAGCAAGUUUGAGGGUGAUUUUGGGUUUCAGACUAGUGCUCCUCUCGAAGGGCCCCAGGCGGUUAGAGGCCGUAUUGCAAGUGGUGGUAUGCAGCUGUGGGGGGAUGGUAGGGUGGUUGCCAGGGGAGACAGGGUAGGCAGGGGAGGCAGGGGAGGCAGGGGGGGAAAGGGCGAGGGGGGCGGAGAAGUGAAAGGCAUAGGAGGGGCAGGAGCAGGGGAGGCUGCGCAUGGGGAGGGUGCAGCAGUGGGAGUGUUGCAGGGAGGGAGGGAGGGUUUGGGAGGAGGGGAGGGUUUGGGAGGAGGGAAGGAGGGUUUGGGAGGAGGGGAGGCGGGUUUGGGAAGAGGGAAGGGUUUGGGAGGAGGGAAGGAGGGUUUGGGAGGAGGGGAGGGUUUGGGAGGAGGGAAGGAGGUGCUGAGGGGGGGCAGGUGGCAACGGGCAAUGCAGCUUAGCCUGCUGGCAGCAGUUGUUGCUGAGUGCGAGGCUUUGAGUGCGAGGCUUUGAGUGCGAGGAUUCGAGUGUGAGGCUUUGGGUGUGAGGCUUUGAGUGUGAGGCUUUGAGUGGGAGCGCAUUCCUUCUGAACAGAUUUCAGGAUCAGGCUCCCUGAUUUUGGCCCCUGAGCCUGCCGUUUUGCACUGCUGCAUAUCGCGUUAGCGUUCAUGUACCGUAUUAGCCCGGAUAGAAGACUUAUGGGUCUUAUCACAUACCGUUUGGAAAUAGUCAAACGGGUCUUAUAAACGGAGAAAAAACGG
Messenger RNA from Closterium sp. NIES-67, 12630 nucleotides. The record is from the annotation of a GenBank genome assembly. NCBI's taxonomy places the organism in Eukaryota, Viridiplantae, Streptophyta, Zygnematophyceae, Desmidiales, Closteriaceae.